AUGGUUCGUGUGGUACCCAUACUCAGGCUACAAACAAAUCCUUGGCGGGUAAAUAAGUGUUUUACUUUUGAUUUACCACAUUUGAUCAUAUAUCUUUACGUAUUUUCCUACGCUAGUUUUAGGGGAACGACGUUUCCUGGUGGUAGACGACAUUUUGAUUUUACCGGACCACAAAGUGACCAAGAUUUGUUUGUUUUUUUUUGUAUGAGACAACAUUUCGUUAUUAAAUUGCCCAAAAACAGGCCGUAUUUUCCAAAAGAAGGGGAAGUAGGUGCCUAUGGAGAGAUUGAUGAGCACUCAAGGUGUGGGGACAAAGUAGACACGCCAUUUUGCUCUAAAGGAUUGGAGAAAGACACCGGGUCCCGGACAAGUAGUCACAAUGAAUUAGUCCGGCUAGAUAGAAACGUCGUACCACGCCAGGAAAUGUCGUCCCCCAGCUAUAUUGUAAAACACAUCGUGGUAGCCUACCUAGUUGGUUACAAUGUCCGUACAUUUUUUUGGGUAUUUUCUCUUAUGAUCUUUCCGGUAAUCUUUAUAAUGAAUAUUAUGUAG
Messenger RNA from Phycomyces blakesleeanus NRRL 1555(-), 552 nucleotides. RefSeq lists its product as hypothetical. Bases 1 to 552 code for a protein of 183 amino acids. The record is from RefSeq and is a predicted model, not a curated record. The transcript is spliced from 8 exons. NCBI's taxonomy places the organism in Eukaryota, Fungi, Mucoromycota, Mucoromycetes, Mucorales, Phycomycetaceae.